Molecule: messenger RNA, 568 nt
Organism: Trematomus bernacchii (emerald rockcod)
Lineage: Eukaryota; Metazoa; Chordata; Actinopteri; Perciformes; Nototheniidae
Gene: ubl5
Product: ubiquitin like 5
Exons: 5
Coding region: 98-319 (73 amino acids)
Biological process (GO): mRNA splicing, via spliceosome; protein modification process
Cellular component (GO): cytoplasm; nucleus
Molecular function (GO): protein tag activity; protein binding
Source: RefSeq, a predicted model, not a curated record
CUUUACGGUAAAGUGUGCGAUCCAGAGUAUUCUGUCGAAAAGGGAAUAUAUUUGUAUUUGUAUUCUGCUGUGAAUUUGCAGCUUACAGAAACUGAAGAUGAUUGAGGUGGUUUGCAACGAUCGCCUGGGCAAAAAAGUCCGGGUUAAAUGCAACUCUGAAGAUACGAUUGGAGAUCUGAAGAAGCUCAUUGCCGCCCAGACAGGAACACGAUUUGACAAAAUUGUUUUAAAGAAAUGGUAUACCAUAUUCAAGGACCACGUAACCCUGGGAGACUAUGAAAUCCACGAUGGGAUGAACCUGGAGCUGUACUACCAGUAGAGGACCUCGAGUCAAUAACGCAGAGAUGACUCUUCCAUGAUACACACACACACACACACACACACGGGAUCAGUCGCAGGAAACAACCAUGAUCAGACAACACAACUGAAAGAGGAGCCGGAUCUUGAGAGCAGAAAACACACACACCAUUUUAGAUUAUGAUUUUUGCCCAUAAAUUGACCGAAAGUCAUGUUGUUGUUCCACAGUUUUUGUUUUGAUAUUUUUGAAUAAAAGGAUGUUUAUACCUAU